GACGUAACUGGGUGAAUGCGGGGUUUGUAGGAGCUGGUCAAGGGAGCAGAGACAAAUAUAUUAUUAAAAUAGUGUAGAGCGUAUGAUAUGGGAAGGAUUUGCAGACUCCAAACACAAAUUGCCCAGUCACUCCUUUCUCCAGGAUAUGAAUUUAUUGUGGAAGAAUAUUUGAAGAAGGUACACAGACAGGAAUCUACAACCAUCACGUAAGAAUCUGACGCAAUUGGUGGAUUCAUCAGAUACUGGGUAUCAUUGGCCUUUAAGUAGUGGUGGCUGGUGAGCCGCCUUCUCGGUCCGUUGCAAUCCGUGCGAUGCAGGCACACCCGCACUGUUGAUCAGAAGGGAAACUUAAUCUAACUGAGCCUGCCAUUGGUUUCCAAAUCAUCUGGCAGCCGUAUGACAUUUGCUCUGGUCCAGAUCUGAAAAGCUCAACAGGAAAAUGCACAGUCGAUGAGAAAAACAUGGAAAGUGGCAACUUGUACCUGCCCCGAGGUUUGAACAGCCUCACAAUAUAAUCUGUUGUGCUCGGAUUCUAAUGCUAACUCAGCUUUUCAGAUAGAUGGCUUUCAAUGAGCCGCUUAUUCUACAAAACAAGCAAGCUAACUUGGCAGUAAUUGUGAUCUUGUCCCGAAGAAGAUGUGGUCUCUCUGGAUGCAUCAUUUAUUACUUGCUGUCCAUGGCAGUGGCAGAUCUUCUAGUAAUAGUCACGGCUGUGAUACUAAACCGGAUGACUGGGAUCUUUUCACCUUUUAGUUUCCUAUCUAUCACACCAGUAUGCAGUGUGCGUACUGCAAUAAACUUUGCAGUUGUCGACAGUUCAGCCUGGUUAACAGUCACUUUCACGUUUGAUCGAUUUGUGGCCAUUUCUUGUCAGAAACUGAAAGUAAAAUAUUGCACAGAGAAUGUGGCUAUAGCAGUUAUAGGUAUAGUUUCCACAUUGUCCUCCCUAAAAAGUAUCUUCAUAUAUUUUGCAUUUGAACCUGUCUACAUAAUGAACAAGAUACCCUGGCUCUGCACCGUAAAAGAUAUAUUUUAUACAUCUCCUGCAUGGACAGCAUAUGACUGGUUUCGCUGCAUUUUAAACCCUCUGCUCCCAUUCUUCCUUAUUUUACUGCUCAAUGCUCUGACUGUCAGACACAUUCUAGCAGCUAAUAGAGCCCGUAGGAGACUCAGGACCCAGAAGAAUGGCGAGAAUCAGAGUGACCCAGAGAUGGAGAAACGGAAAAAGUCCAUUGUUUUACUUUUUGCAAUCUCAGGCAGUUUUAUUCUGUUAAAUUUAUUAUUUUUUGUCACGAUCUUCAAUAUCCGAAUUGGGAAUGCUACUUAUCACUCAGGCUCUGCCAACAGUAAUUCCACAUUUACACUUCAAGAAGGCGGAUAUAUGCUUCAAAUAUUGAGUUCCUGCAUCAAUCCGUUUAUUUAUGCUGGGACCCAGAGUAAAUUCAGAACUGAGUUAAAGAAGGGGAUUAAAUAUCCGUUAAGCCUACUGAUCAAUUUAAGACAGAUCUGAAUCUGGAAAAUCCAAGAAGAAUUAUUUAAAUGCUUAUUAUUCUUGCAGAACAUGCAAAUGUUGCUAAAAACUGGAACAACCCCUGAUCAAGUCCCCUUCUCAGUCCAGAUUCUGUCUAUGCCGAUGCCCUGAAUUGACUCCUGACAGUCCUUACGUGGAUACCCACAAUUGGUUGAAACGGUUCUUGAUGCUCAAUCAACCCCGCUGCAAUAUUUACAAUUCCGGCCCUUUCAAUGACUCCAGAAUCAUGACCUUAGUCUGAAAUUCAUCAUGUUUGUGUUCUCCCACAGAUUGUGAGAUGACUUAACUGUCUCUGUGAUUGUAACACUUUUCCACUAACGAUAGGCUGCUGACAAAGUUAAGAGCAUUUUCGCCAGUUUUAGUAGUGGGUGUUUUAUGUACACCCUAUGACAUUGCUUUCCCUUUUUCUAUGGGGACUAUCAUUUUCACACACAGGAAAACGCACAGAGACGGGGUGGCGGGAGGCGAGAGACAAUAAUCAGCAAUGACAUGGACUGUACAACUUUUCUCAACUUCCACUGAUCGAUAUGAAUAAUGUUUUGGUCAUUUGUUUGAGCCAGAGCAAAUUUCUUGUGUAAACGAAAUUUAAUAGACGCGGAAAAAAGCACAAAACUGAGCAAACUACACAAAGAUCGAAUAGUGCAGUCUUAUUGAACUCGAGCUGCUUCUUUUCCAGACGUACAGCUUGCGUGUAAAACAUAGUCUGACCAAUGAUUUAUCAUUAGAUUUAUAAAAUAGCAAAGAAUAUUUGGAGGCUAUGAAAAUGUUGGUGCGUAUAUCAGCCAUAUUACCUCCAACAAUUUCGAUUUCCUUGUCUUCCUCGUUAAUUAUUCAUUUUCUUGAGCAGCGUUCAAGGCUUGGUCAAUAGUCAGGCCAUGUGACGAUGGCAGAUUUCCUUCCACAGAGAAAUUAGUUACAUAGCUGAGCGAGUUUGUUGCUUCCAGGACAAACAGCAUUAGUUGUAUAGUCGCUGCUCGCUAGUUUUUUUUUUCAUUUGGGCC
This is a messenger RNA of Rhincodon typus (whale shark), 2532 nucleotides long. RefSeq names its product probable G-protein coupled receptor 139. Gene Ontology annotation, molecular function: G protein-coupled receptor activity. Bases 560 to 1510 code for a protein of 316 amino acids. Lineage: Eukaryota; Metazoa; Chordata; Chondrichthyes; Orectolobiformes; Rhincodontidae. Gene Ontology annotation, biological process: G protein-coupled receptor signaling pathway. The transcript is spliced from 6 exons. Gene Ontology annotation, cellular component: membrane. The record is from RefSeq and is a predicted model, not a curated record.